Molecule: messenger RNA, 1282 nt
Organism: Rhipicephalus sanguineus (brown dog tick)
Lineage: Eukaryota; Metazoa; Arthropoda; Arachnida; Ixodida; Ixodidae
Product: putative nuclease HARBI1
Exons: 3
Coding region: 135-1277 (380 amino acids)
Source: RefSeq, a predicted model, not a curated record
CCUUAUCCUUAUGACUUAAGUCGCCCUUAACCAUAAGUCCGCCCUUAACGCGUUUCAAGAACGAACCUUGUACUUAUCGCAGAACUUUCCUCGUACUUAUCGCCGUCAUAAGUAAGGCUCGGUUAAGGUAGCCUAUGACCUACCUUAAGGCUUCCUUGCAGACAAACAACAUGGCGGCGGACGACAACUUCGCGCAGUUCGUUGAUUAUGUGAACCGCAAUGAAGACAUACUGAACGGCACAGCGUACGCAUACGCGUCACCGUCGCGGCGAACUCUCAAGGACCGACUGAACCCUAUGGAGGCUUACGACGAGCACGAAUUCUUGUGUCGUUACCGCUUCACAAAAAGUGCCGUGAAGAAGUUGCUUGCUGUGCUGCCUCUGCAGGAAAACGCCGACGGUCGUGGGUUUCCUUUGCCGCCUCUCAUGCAGCUGCUUAUUGCAUUGCGAUUCUAUGGAGCGGGCACGUUUCAACUUGUGAGCGGCGACCUUGUCAAUGUCUCGCAGCCAACUGUGUCACGAGUAGUCAAGCGGAUAUCUGCCUUGCUUGCAGAAACACUGUUUCCCGUACUAGUGAAAUUUCCCGAAGCGUCGCAAGUGAGUGGCGUUAUGGAGGAAUUCUACAAGAUCGGCAAAUUCCCGGGUGUCAGCGGAUGCAUAGACUGCACGCAUGUGCCUAUCAGGAGCCCCGGCGGUGACGACGCCGAAGUAUACCGCAACCGGAAAGGAUACUUUUCAAUCAAUGUACAGGGAAUCACAGGGCCAGACUUGCAGUUCUACGAUGUAGUGGCCAGCUGGCCAGGGUCUGCCCACGACAGCAGAAUUUUCGACAGCAGCCGUGCCCGAGUGAUGUACGAGACGGGUGCCAUCACCGGGAUUCUGCUUGGAGACAUGGGCUACGCCUGCCGCUCGUAUCUCAUGACUCCUCUCAAAGAUCCUCAACGAGGCAGCCCCGAAUACAGGUACAACAAGUCACAGUCACGAACAAGGAACAGUGUGGAACGUGUGUUCGGCAUCUGGAAGAGGAGGUUUCCGUGCCUUCAAAUGACGCUACAAAUCGACACAAGCACUUCCCUCACAGUGAUAACAGCAUGUGCAGCUCUACACAACCUAGCCAGAAUGCUGCGUGACCCAUGCCCUCCGGAUCUACAGCCCCAGACUGCACCGAGUGUUCAGCAGCCUACAUCGGCACUGCCAAACGGACAGCUUCAGAUGGGAACCCAAGACACCGACGGCUUUAGAACCCGUGAACGUAUCAUUAGAAAUUAUUUUUCCUAAAUGUA